AAAUUAUUUUUAUUGCCAUAUUUGUGUUUUUUAGACGCUCGUUAGUUAGCUUGUAAAUGCGCCCAGUCUGCCGUGUAUAACUUCAACUGUUGAACAAUGCUUAGCAAUGAUGUAUAUAGUGUCACACUGGAUGCAACCAAAGUUAUUGCGUUUGCCGUUUUGUUCAAAGUCUUUAGCAUUUUGUUGGUCGCAUAUGGACCAGUCCCGUCCAAUACUAUAGCAAUCGGAAAGCAGUUCCGCUGGUACAACAUCACAGUUUCUCUCCUACACUCAACUAUAACAAGCCUUGGUGCUUUGUACUGCUUUUAUCUCGAUCCAGACCUAACAUCUGACAUCAGUAGACGUUUCACCCCAGCUGCCCAUCUUAUCUCCUGCCUCUCAACUGGAUACUUUGUCUACGAUUUUACAGAAGCAAUAAAACGCAAGAAAAUCUCGUCAACUUGGGAAAUUAUAAUCCACCACACCGUUGUUAUAAUCUGCUUCGGAAUUGCAGUUUUCUCGCAUCAAUACGUCAGUUAUGUGAUCGUCGCUCUUCUAUGCGAAAUCAACUCAGUAUUCCUGCAUGCCCGGCAACUUUUAAAUCUCUCUGGCGUAUCGCCCUGCUCAGGGGUGUACCGCUUUAAUGGGAUACUAAAUAUCUCAACUUAUGUCUUGUUUCGCAUCUGUACUCUCGCCUGGAUGACGCGUUGGAUCGUCCUACAUAGAUCCUCCAUCCCCCAGCCCUUCCAGACAGCUGGUAUCCUUGGGAUGAUGGUAAUGACGGUCAUCAACGUCAUUCUAUUUGCUCGCCUCCUCUUCAAAGACUAUGUGAGCUCCGGUGUCACAAGCAAGCCCCAACAUAGUUUAAACAAUAAUGUUGUAAAGGGAAAAAACACAUAAAUAUUUCCUUAACCACACUAUUAAAUAAUUAACAAUCCUGAUUACACUUCACAUGCAAUUACUAAGUUGUUUCUAAUUCUGUGUACAGUCUUGCUUUUCACUCCCGCUUUUUGUUUUAAUACCAAUAGCAACAAGCAUGUAUUAUUAUUCUUACAAACUUAUUGUUUAGUUUUAACCAAAGCUUGACUCCUACUGUAUAAGUUGUAUUAAUAUCAAGAUUGUAGCAAUCUCAUUUCUUGCAAAACUUUUAUAUUUUAAAAGUACACCCGUCCGAUAAUAGAACACAAUACUCGUUUAAAAUCAAGUAGCCGUAAUCUCAUGCCAACCACGUGUCUUCUCGUUACCAUUACCCUAUGCAUACAUUUUCAAUUAUUUCCCUUGGAGGUGUAUUACACAAAUUUGUGCAGUGUUCUCGGAGACAAACCUGGUUAUUUGGAUCGUUUUAUCAUGUACCUUUAUCGGUGUAAAUGGCCCAGUGUUUUUAGGCACAUGUUUGGAUGUUGUAACCAGUUUAUCUAUGCAUUUUGGUCCUUUCAUAUGUUGCAGUGUGUAGUGUAGGGUGGGUGGUAGGCGUAUAGAUUAUCCUUUUUAGAUUACGAGGUAUUACUCAAUAAAUCAGACCUCAAUCUGACUAUAGACGUACUCUACUUAAAGUUAUAUAUUUCCACUUAAAACUAAAGCCUAUGGAUAUGGCUAAAACAAUUCAAAAAGUAACUGCUUUUUUUAAAAUGAUAUAUCUAUUUAUAAUUCUUUAACCAAAAACAUAUAAUCUAAUGAAAGAUAUAUCGUAGCAAAAAAUGGAAAUGCUAUAGUUUAACUUGUGAAACAUACUUUAUUAACUGUAUUAUCUAGCGUCUACUAUUUCAUUUCAACUGUAUUACACCUACUUCUAAUACCCAAUAUGACAGGUUCAUACCAGUAUGUAAAGGUAACUGCGUAUUAUAUUUACAACUUAAGCAAAUUAAAGAACAAUUGUAAACUCUUGGAAUGCUAUUUUAUUCAGCCACUUGUUUGCCUUUACUUCAACUUAAGAUUUUUAUACAUUGCAUGCUUUAACCCAGUGAGUGAAUUACUUAAAUGUGUAUUAUCAUUGUUUCAUUUCAGGACUUAAAGUAAUAAUGUCAUUUUUUGGUUUGUUUGCUUUUUUUUGUUUAAAAGAGUUUCAUUUUACCUGUGUGUUGUUAUUGUACUUGCCCUACUAAAUUGUUUACUCAUUCAAAAAAACAUUUCGAAAUCAAAAAUGUCUCAAUUUCAUUAAAGCGUUUUAUUUGUAAAAUUGCCAUCAUUUUUCUCCUUAAUUAAAAGACUAUUAUUGUAAGAGUUAUUAAUACAUAGUACCAUUAUACAAGCUUCUUACACAUUUUACUAACAAACUUUUUGUAUACAGUCUUUAUAACUUGUGUUAAUGGCUUGUGUUAGUUUAUAUUGCAUAUUGUAAACAGUAAUACUGAUCCUCUACUGAACAUUACA
Ciona intestinalis (vase tunicate) is the source of this 2349-nucleotide messenger RNA. The record is from RefSeq and is a predicted model, not a curated record. Lineage: Eukaryota; Metazoa; Chordata; Ascidiacea; Phlebobranchia; Cionidae.